Molecule: messenger RNA, 1695 nt
Organism: Cyphellophora europaea CBS 101466
Lineage: Eukaryota; Fungi; Ascomycota; Eurotiomycetes; Chaetothyriales; Cyphellophoraceae
Exons: 1
Coding region: 1-1695 (564 amino acids)
Source: RefSeq, a predicted model, not a curated record
AUGCUCGCAUCUAAUGGAAUUUCAGAGAUACAGAGUGGAACUAUCAAUCUACAGCUCCUAGGCCGUCUUCAGACUCCCUCGUCGCGGACUCAGAUGCCUAGACUACCAGCUAAUCCUGACGAUCAAGGCUUGAUGAUUCAGCCUCAUCUUCUCCGUAACAACGACAACAAUAACAACCAGCAUCAAUACCCCGUGCAGCACCUUCAGAACCCACCAGCACUUUCUCCAGACUUUACGGUCUCGAACAGCUUCCAAGGCUCUGCACAAACUCGUCAGCAGCGGCACAUGUACCAUCAGGAUGCCAGCUACCAGCAAUUUCAGCAAGCAUUCACACCUGCUCAGCAGCAUGGAUACAACCUCAACAGAAUUAACACCAGUGCAGCUUUUCUGCCGACUAGUGAACAGACUCAUCAUUUCGGCAUCCAGCAAGACGCGGAGUAUAACUCCACAGAGGAUGACGGUCCCAAUGUAGCCUCCACAGGCGUCAUGAGACACUCCAAGAUUCCGCUUAACAGCAUUCCGAACGCCACCGAGUCUUACGAAGACGUUGUCACCAACAGUCGACCGUAUCAACAGCUUCUUCAGCGGAACACGCAACUGUCGCUCACUCUUCAGCAAGCUGUAGCAGAGAGCAGAAAUCAUGUUCAACAGCGGAAUCAGGCCGUACAGCAGGCUCAUUAUUGGAGAUCGCAGCGUGAGCAGAUCAUUAGAGGCACUGACCAGCGUACCCAGCAGCUGCUUGCCGAGAACCAGCGCUUUCGGGACAGGAUUGCGGUUUUGGAGCAGCAGCUACACGACGACGAUGACGAGGUCGUCAUCACACGUGUACAGCAGAACGACGAUGUCCAAAUUACAGCAGUCCAUCAUCUGCAGCAGCAACCCGAGCAAUCUCCCCAGCAGCCAUCUCAGCAGCUAUCCUCAGCAUCUCCACCACAGCUUGCGGGCCAGAAACGCAAAGUAUCCGAUGCCAACGAUGGCGCUGAACUCAGCAAUGGCCCUACGCCUGCAUCUGAAGGCGGCCCGGCGACUCCUGCCAACGACAAUGCCGCAAAUGCGCCCAUCAUCGUUGCCCCUGUCCUACUAGGUCCAACCACCGGCGAUGGCGAUCCCUCCGUCUCUCCACCCGCGCCCAAGCGGCAUCGCAAGCUUAGCAAGAAGCCCACCUGGGCAUUUUCGAAAUUGGCCCCGCCUGCGUUGCUCAGUGCCCUGAGUUUUGUCAGCCCAAAGCAGGCACGCCAGCGGGUAGAGGAACAGGAACGCGAGGUGCAAAUUAACAGAAUGGAGACGGAAGAUCGGGAGAAGCAGGCGAAGCAGGAGGCGAAGGCGAAACAUGAUGCCGAGAGGAAGGCGGAGAAGAGCAGAAUAGCCAAGGAGAGACGAGAGCAACAGAAGCAAGAUCGCUUGGCGAAGGCAGCAAGGGAAGCGGAGUUGGAGCUGGAGAGGGCAGAGAAGGCGGCGCAGGAAAGAGAGGAAGAGGAGCAGAUGACAGCGGAGGAGCUGGAUCGUCAGGCAAGGGACGAAGUAGAGGAGUUGUUGGCAGUGGACGACGAGGAGAUGGUGCAACGCGAUCAGGAGUUGUUCGGCAUCGGAUAUGAGGGGGACCAGCAGGCCCAGGAAUAUGAGCAGGGCGACGAGAGUGAGCUGCUCGAGGAGUACGAGCAGGACGAAGAGGGCGAGGUGAGCGAGGAGGAGUGA